Messenger RNA from Megalobrama amblycephala (Wuchang bream), 1744 nucleotides. Its product is annotated as basement membrane-specific heparan sulfate proteoglycan core protein-like. Gene Ontology annotation, biological process: interleukin-15-mediated signaling pathway; T cell activation; positive regulation of ERK1 and ERK2 cascade. The record is from RefSeq and is a predicted model, not a curated record. The coding region runs from base 60 to 1538 and encodes 492 amino acids. Gene Ontology annotation, cellular component: external side of plasma membrane; membrane raft. NCBI's taxonomy places the organism in Eukaryota, Metazoa, Chordata, Actinopteri, Cypriniformes, Xenocyprididae. Gene Ontology annotation, molecular function: MHC class II protein binding; protein tyrosine kinase binding. The transcript has 8 exons.
UAUAUUCAAGAACAAAGACCGGAGCCGUCAGACAAUAGCUGAGAAACAGGAUUAAACGCAUGAGGGUUUGCCUUCUUUUUCGGAAAGUAACAAGAAGAAGAUUAGAAGAUAUGACACUGUUUCUGAUAGUUCUGGGUUUAGCGCUGCUUUUUGAAGGUGGACAGUGUCAGGAACGUGAAGUGUUGGUGGCUCAAGGAUCUGUAGCAGUGCUGCCAUGUGAGGACGAGUUCUCUACGCUCUCAUAUCCUACUGCAGUCUACUGGAGCAAGAUAGUCAAUGGUGUAAUGAAGACAGUUUGGCGGCGACAGAAGAGCGGGUUAGAGUUUCGUCCGGUUAGAGACCCACCACGCGCUAACUGUCCCGUUCCCAACUUUGGAAAGGCCGAUUACAGCCUUCACAUCGCCGGAACGACAUAUGAAGAUGGAGGACAGUACGUCUGUGAGGUUGUGGGAAAGACUCAGAUGGUGAAGAUCGUCACACUCAGGGUUAUAAGAGCAUCAUUUUCUCCAGCCAUUGUGGUUGAGGGCUCAAGAACGGAGGCAAUGUGUGAUGUUAGUCCUGGGACAAAAUCUGCAAAAGUUAAUUGGAAACGAAACGGCGAAUUUAUAAGAAGAACCAGCCUCUCUAGCGUGUCUCAAAGAGAUGCCGGAAACUGGACCUGUCAGGUUUCACACAAUGGUGUGGUAGUAGAGGCAACCGUAUCCCUACAGGUCAAAGGAAUCGCCACCCCUCAGGAUGACUCUUCGGUGGUGUAUGCCGCUGUCGGCUCCCCCGUCUCCUUGCCCUGCCUGUUUACUGAUGGUCUAAUCCCAAACACUGUGAGGUGGAACAGAAUUUCCUCAACAACACAGUUUUCUCAUCUUCCCCCUUCAUUUUUCAACGGGUCCUCAGCAUCAGCCACUAUACGGAGAGUGGAGGAUGGAGAUGAAGGGACGUAUAAGUGCUCAGGGGUGAUGGAGGGAUUGAAUAGAGAGAGAAUUCAAGUACAAAGAAGGAUGGAGCUAGUUGUUUCUCGAGUUGUGAGCUCCUCAGCAUCCAGUGGUAACGGACCCGUGACCCUGACCUGCCAUCUCAGCAACUCCAACCAGAUCACUUCCUAUGAAUGGCUCCGUGUUACUUAUGGACCAAACGACACUCAAACGGUGACCUCUGUGACCUCUGUUCAAAAGACAAAUAGCUUCAGGAUUCAGAAAGUGACUGAGAGAGAUGCUGGUGAAUGGGUGUGUCGGUACUACGGGAAACAAGGAGUUCUGGGGAACGUGACUUAUGAACUUCAUAUUAUGGGUGCUGUAAAGGGCGAAAAGUCAAGUUCUGGCAAUAAAACCGCUAUGGUGAUGGGAUUAGGAUUUUUGUUCUUGGUGGUAUUCCUGAUUAUGUUCCAGAUGUACAGAAACUAUCGCAGGAAGAAGAGAAUCCUUCUUUACCCAGCAAUGGAAACCAUCGUCCAUCAGGCCGCCACCGAACGAGAGCACAGAGAAAGAAGCAGGCCAAAAAUGACUGAACCUUGUGUUGGACAACCGAAAACAGUGUGUGUGUAAAUUUGUGUUUUUCAUGGAAAUUUUGUAAAUGCCUGUGUUUUACUCUAUGUUAAUGUGUGUGUUUUAAAAGCAGACAAUUGUAGCAGUCCAUUUAAACUGUAAAUAUAUUGCCGACAUAUAAAUGUAUUUUGUAUAAACUAAUUUUGGUGCAAAUAUAUUUUCAAAUGUAAAAUCUAUGUAAAUAAAGAAAUAAACUGAAAACAUAU